Striga hermonthica is the source of this 2848-nucleotide messenger RNA. Lineage: Eukaryota; Viridiplantae; Streptophyta; Magnoliopsida; Lamiales; Orobanchaceae. The record is from the annotation of a GenBank genome assembly.
AUCUUCAUCAAAUUCGAGCAUUGCUCCGGCUAUGACAACCAAUGCUUCAACUCUUGAAGAGCACAUCGCAAGCUUAACGAAGGUUAUUGAAGGGCUCGCGAAGAAGAUCAAAGAGCAAGACUCUCAAAUCUCAAAGCUAAUGGACAAGGUCGACAAUGCUGAAACAAGCCACGCAAAGAGAAAACGAACUGAAGAUCGUGAGGAGUCUGAAACAUCCAAGCAAGAGCAAUAUGAAGAAAGAGAGAAGACUCCAUUCCAACACUCGUCCACGGGAAUGAUCCCCAUUGAUCAACUGAAGGAUUUCAUCAUCGGAACAAUUAAGGACAAACUUGAUGGUGGUUCCAAGUCAACCCACAGCUACGUCAAGCCAUAUUCAACAAGGAUCGAUAACUUGAGGAUGCCUGUUGGAUAUCAACCUCCCAAGUUCCAGCAAUUUGAUGGCAAAGGCAACCCGAAGCAACAUAUAGCCCACUUUAUCGAGACAUGCAACGAUGCGGGAACCCAUGGUGAUUAUCUCGUGAAGCAGUUUGUUCGUUCACUUAAAGGGGUUGCAUUCGAUUGGUACACUGAUUUAGAAGCAAACUCCAUCGAUAGUUGGGAGCAAAUGGAGCACGAAUUCCUUAGUCGCUUUUACAGCACGAGACAUACAGUCAGCAUGAUUGAGCUCACUACAUCUCGACAAUGGAAGGAGGAGCCAGUCAUCGACUACAUCAAUAGGUGGAGAAACUUAAGUCUGAAUUGCAAAGAUCGUCUGUCUGAGGCUUCUGCCAUUGAGAUGUGCAUUCAAGGUAUGAGUUGGGGUCUUCGUUACAUCCUUCAAGGUAUUUGGCCGAAAACAUUCGAAGAGUUAGCGACUCGAGCCCACGACAUGGAGCUAAGCAUGACCGCAAGCGGGGCUAAUGGUCCUCCAAUCCAAGAACCCCAAAGCUCCAAGGAUAGAUACGAGAAAAAGAAAGGGGGCAAUGCCUUGCUAACUGUAGAUGAAGAAAAGGCCCACAUAGAGCUUCUUGGUGAGUUUAAGGAUGUAUUCGCAUGGGCAUAUAAGGAGAUGCCUGGACUAGACCCAAAGGUGGCGGUGCAUAACUUGUCCGUAAGAAAGGGGACAAAACCUGUUAAACAAGCACAACGGAGGUUCCGACCUGAGUUGAUCCCAUUGAUCGAGGCUGAAGUAAAUAAACUCAUUGAAGUUGGAUUCAUUCGUGAAGUUAAAUAUCCUACGUGGAUCUCGAGUAUCGUUCCUGUCAGGAAGAAAAAUGGCCAAAUUCAAGUUUGCGUGGAUUUUCGAGAUCUUAACGAGGCGUGUCCAAAAGACGACUUCCCGUUGCCUAUAACUGAGCUUAUGAUUGAUGCUACGACUGGACACGAAGCGUUGUCUUUUAUAGAUGGUUCGUCAGGAUACAAUCAAAUACGCAUGUCUCCAAAAGACGAAGAGUUGACAGCAUUUCGCACUCCAAAGGGUAUAUACUGCUACAAGGUGAUGCCAUUCGGCUUGAAGAACGCUGGAGCUACAUAUCAAAGGGCAAUGCAAAAAGUGUUUGAUGACAUACUCCACAAGAACAUCGAAUGCUAUGUUGAUGAUGUGGUGGUAAAGUCGAAGAAGCGAGAAGACCACUUACAAGAUUUAAGGAUGGUUUUUGAACGCCUAAGAAGAUAUCAACUCAAGAUGAAUCCACUGAAGUGUGCAUUUGGUGUCAAGUGGGGGAAGUUUCUUGGGUUCAUUGUUCGUCACUGUGGAAUAGAGAUCGAGCAAGCAAAAGUCGACGCGAUACUAAGAAUGCCCGAGCCUCGCAACAUUCACGAGCUUAAAAGUCUGCAAGGAAAGUUGGCGUAUCUUCGAAGGUUCAUUUCAAAUCUAGCCGGACGAUGCAAACCUUUUAGUCAUUUAAUGAAGAAAGGUGUUCCUUUUGAGUGGGAUCAAUCUUGUACAAAUGUUUUCGAAAGCAUAAAGGCAUAUUUGAUGAAGUCUCCCGUGUUAGUUGCACCAGUGUCUGGUCGUCCUCUUAUCCUCUACAUAGCGGCGCAAGAACGCUCUGUUGGAGCUUUGCUGGCUCAAGAAAAUGACGAUGGAAAGGAGAGUGCGUUAUAUUAUUUGAGCAGAACGAUGACGCCGAACGAGCUGAACUAUUCACCGAUUGAGAAAAUAUGUUUGGCAUUGAUCUUUGCAAUCCAAAAGUUGAAGCAUUAUUUUCAAGCUCAUACGGUUCCUCUUGUUUCAAGGGCAAAUCCUUUGAAAUAUGUCAUGACAAGACCCGUCCUCUCAGACCGUUUAGCUAGGUGGUAUCUUCAACUUCAACAGUUUGAAAUUGUCUACAUCCCUCAAAAGGCUGAUAAGGCUCGAGUGAAAAUUUGUAGAAGUUGGGUUAUACCUCCGUUUGUCGACGAUGAUGAUUGGAAUGAAGAUGAAAUUCAUGUGGUUGAAGUAUUUGAAAUUGAAAAGGAAGAUUGGCGUCAAUUGCUCGUGGAUUACUUGAAGUAUGACAAGUUGCCCAACGAUCCACGACAAAGGAUUGAUGUUCGACGACGUGCGCCUCGCUUCAUUUAUUUCAAUGAUGUGUUAUAUAGACGAUCAUUCGAUGGAGUGUUCUUGAGAUGCUUAGGCGACGAAGAAGCUGCUCAAGCCAUGGAAGAAGCUCACUCGGGCAUAUGUGGCGCUCAUCAGUCCGGUCCGAAGCUGCACUUUCAAAUUAAGAGAAUGGGAUACUACUGGCCGACAAUGGUUAGGAACUGCAUGGCUUAUGCCCAAAGAUGUCAAGCGUGUCAAUUUCAUGCAAAUUUGAUCCAUCAGCCUCCUGAGCCGUUGCACCCUACUGUCGCUUCAUGGCCUUUUGAUGCUUGGGGAUUAGAUAUG